Molecule: messenger RNA, 1243 nt
Organism: Camelina sativa (false flax)
Lineage: Eukaryota; Viridiplantae; Streptophyta; Magnoliopsida; Brassicales; Brassicaceae
Source: RefSeq, a predicted model, not a curated record
AUUACACAUAAAAAGAUUUCAUUAUCAGCCCUCUCAACAUCACAAUAGGGGCACACAGGCAAGAGGAGGAGGGGCCAAAGUACAGAACUUUUCCUUCAGGGUAUGCUCCAAAUUCCCAACUUGGCCUCUCUUUUUCAUUCUUUUGGGUUUUUUGUGUUCACUCUCCUCUGCUUAAUACUCAAUUUCUACUUUCAGGAAACAAAAAAAAUCUUCUAAUCAUCAAAGAGCAAAGAGAGGAGUAUAAAGAAACGAAGAAAAUGUAUGCUGAAACUGGGAUACCUUUCCGAUUCAUGCAGAGUUCUUCUCCUGAGAUUCACCAGUUUGAUGACCUCUUCAAACCCUACAAGCUCUCUGAUGAAAUGAACAAUCUUGUUGAGGCAUGUGAGUAUGAUUUUGGAGAAGAGAGUGACCUAUUCAAAGCCCCUGAGCCGAUCAUUGAAGAACCAAUGCUAGUUGUUGAUCCUCUCUCUCAAGAGCUUGUUGAACUCAGUGAUCUCGGGUCGUUGCAGAGUGACCAGCAGCUUAUAGACAAGGCUUUCUACGACUGUGAGCAGGAACUUCUGGUGAAAUCAGCUAUGGAGUCUCCACUGUCCGAGGUGUUAGACAUCAAGAACAUCUCUUUAGUGGCUAAAAUGGACAAUGUUGCGGAGAGUAGUAGUGUAGUCGUCUCUGAUGUCCUAAUUCCGAAGAGCGUGAGCUCCGGGAACCUGAACUCAAUAGAUGUGGCACAUCACGAGGAUGCAGUGAUUCAGAGCUUCCCUCAUUUCCCUCCAGGUGAUUAUGGAAUGAGAAGAGCCUAUAGCGAUAGCGAUAUUCAGACACUGGGUACUAAAACUGUGCGUCCUGUUCAGUCUCAGUUGGAUCGAAUAAUCAUAAGUUGCACCUCUGAGGACCGCCGUGAGAAGCUUUCUCGAUACAGGAACAAGAAAAGCAGGCGAAAUUUCGGGCGUAAAAUCAAGUAUGCUUGCAGGAAGGCUCUUGCAGACAGUCAACCAAGAAUCCGAGGAAGGUUUGCAAAAACAGAGGAGAUGCAGAAAUGAGGAUUAGUUAGGUCCUAAAGAUGAGUGAGAAGAAUAGUUUGAUGCAGUGUUAAAAAAAAUAUGAGCCCCACCCACCUCUCGUGUUUUGUAUAUACAAUAUGGGUUUGCCUGAAUAAGCCUAAGGAGUAAGGAUUAGGAAAACAAGUUGUAGUAAGUUACUCAUGUGAUAUCCUUUAAAUAUAUUAGAUCUUGUGAAUUUCGCC